AACAUAAACAAAGCUGAAAGCAAUAUUUUUUUUAAUGUAUUUACUUCAUUUUUAUUUUAUUAAUUUAAAAUGAAAUACAUUUUAUCUUAAUUUGAAGGAAAAAUGAGUAAUACAGUAGAUAACUAAAUUGUGGUGGGUUCUUAGAUAUUUAUUAAGCACAAAAAUUAUGGCUCACAUGCCAAAGGAACAUGGGGAAAUAUCAAAAAAUGAAGAAGUACUACAAAUGAAGUAUGAGGAAAACAACAAAAUAACAAAACAAUUUAUGGAUGAAAUCAAUGAAAUGAAAAGUAAGAUAGAUAAUUAUGAUAAGCACAGUACACCAGAUGUUAAACAUAAAUCAAAACCAAUUAAAUCUACAGAAUUUAAUACGUUUAUGAAAAUUAUUGACAAUGGUGAUACUAUUGAAGAAAUUAAAACGGUUACAAGUAAAGAAAUAACUAUCAAAAAUUAUGUGCUACAAAAAGAAAUUGAUCGUUUAAACAACGAACUGGUGAAAAAAGAUGAUUUAAAUGAUCAUUUACAAGAAGAAAAUAAAAAACUGAUUGAAGAAAAAGAUAAAUAUUUUCAUCAAUUAUCAUUACUCAAAGAAAAAAUAAGGAAACAUGAGAAAGAAAUUGAUCAUUUAACUGGAACACUGAAAAUUAGAGAUUCUGAGGUGAAUAGAAUAUUAAAAGAAAUAGGGUGUAUAGAAAGAAAAUUUAAACAUGAACAAAUCAUACAUGAAAAACAAAAAUCAAUUUUUAUAAAAGCCUCAGAUGAGAAUAAACAGCUAAAAGAAACUGUAAAAAAGUUGGAAGCCACACAUAAAGACAUUGAAGAAAAGUAUACAAAAGCAUUAUCCAAGAAUGACGAUAUUUUGGCAAAAUGUGUUAGAGAAAAGGAUGUGCUUAUUACAGGAUUCAGAAAACAAUUAGAACUAAUAGAUUCAUUGAAGAAACAAAAUGUUAGAACAAAGUUACAAGAAGAAAUAAAUAUUUUAGAAAAUGAAUUUACUAAACUUUUAGAGGGUAAAUAAAAUUAUUUAUUAGAUAAUAAAAAUUC
Molecule: messenger RNA, 1041 nt
Organism: Aphis gossypii (cotton aphid)
Lineage: Eukaryota; Metazoa; Arthropoda; Insecta; Hemiptera; Aphididae
Product: testis-expressed protein 9-like
Exons: 1
Coding region: 167-1015 (282 amino acids)
Source: RefSeq, a predicted model, not a curated record